AGAAAGGUUGCUCGUGCGGUCGUAUCCAACCCGAAGAACUAGCAGGCGAAUGAAUGCUGAACCUAUCAGAUAGCGCUGCAGACCGCUGCUCCUAUAUUUUAUCAUUUCCCGUUCUAAAACGAUUUUUAAUCAUGUAUUGCUCAUGGCAUGUAUUCCAUCACACCCCCUGUUUUACGAUCAAUUCAGCGCACCGAUGCUUAUUGUACGAGUUAUGCGGUCCAUCCUUCCCUUUGAUUGAUUCACCUCCGGUCCUGGUUGCAUCAUUUUGUUUGAAACGCCGUUGUUACAGGCCGUCUUUAAUUAAACCGCGUCUUUUCAUUUAAUCAUACCCAUUCAAUGAAUCCGAGAAAGUUGACGAUUGCCACCGAUAAACGCAGAAAAACGGCCGAAGACGAGACAGAGGACGAUAGCACGAUACGCAGCUUGUUCGACUUCAGCAAGAACGGCUCAAUAAACGUGAACGCUGAGAAAAUCGUGCUUUUCAUAAAGCGGUGCUUUGAUGUGCACAACAAGGAGCAGCUGUUCAAAAAUUUUAAGGAGUUUAUAAGCGAUGAGAACAACAAGUACGAAUUUUUGAGCCUUUUUUACCACUCAUUCGAGUCCUCCGAUUCGGAGGUAAGCGAUAACACGGAAAGCGAGAACGCGCAGCUGAGAUACUUCGCAGACACGAGGGUCUGUUAUGGCUGUGGCGAGACCGGGCACGUGGAAAGCAAGUGUCCGAAGAGAACGCAACAGAUCUGCAUACUGUGCGGGUACACCGAUCAUCCUCGCUUCAACUGUCCGCAGAUCGUGUGCACGAAGUGUGGGCUGUGCGGGCACAGGUACAGGGAGUGCAAGGAGAACGUGGACAGGAGGAAGCGGUACAUAAUAUGCACGAGGUGUCCGAACAAGCACACUAUUCCGGAUUGUCCGUUGACGUGGCGCAGGUACAAGUUUGAUAGAUUGAGCAAGAACAGUGUCAGAAUGAGCUGCUGCAACUGCCUGAAAAAUGACCAUUUUGUGGAUGACUGUGAUCUUAGACGGUCCAAGACGAGCAUAUUUACCGGAUACUACGAGCAAAUGGUCUAUCACAGGCGAUGGAACCGUGAUUACAGGGAUGAGAGAUCGUAGGAUACGACAAAUGCUCGGUUAAGUGCAGGGUGCUGUUCAUGAAGCGAAUAAAUGAAAUUAGUCAAAACCAUGUUUCGUGUUUUGUUCG
Messenger RNA from Vavraia culicis subsp. floridensis, 1198 nucleotides. RefSeq lists its product as uncharacterized. The coding region runs from base 337 to 1110 and encodes 257 amino acids. The transcript has a single exon. Lineage: Eukaryota; Fungi; Microsporidia; Pleistophoridae. Gene Ontology annotation, molecular function: zinc ion binding; nucleic acid binding. The record is from RefSeq and is a predicted model, not a curated record.